Ipomoea nil (Japanese morning glory) is the source of this 1479-nucleotide messenger RNA. Its product is annotated as E3 ubiquitin-protein ligase RING1-like. The transcript is spliced from 2 exons. Gene Ontology annotation, biological process: protein ubiquitination. Bases 295 to 1335 code for a protein of 346 amino acids. The record is from RefSeq and is a predicted model, not a curated record. Gene Ontology annotation, cellular component: cytoplasm. NCBI's taxonomy places the organism in Eukaryota, Viridiplantae, Streptophyta, Magnoliopsida, Solanales, Convolvulaceae. Gene Ontology annotation, molecular function: ubiquitin protein ligase activity.
CUGAGGUACAAAUAAUAAAGGGGUGGGGUGGGGGUUAUCCGGUUAAGGGAGAUUAGAAAAGGAAAGUAAGAAUUGAAGGGCCAAAAAUAGGAAAUGAAUGACAGAAACGAAAAAUCCAUUCCACGGGUUUAAUUAAAAGUAAACCUCAUAAACCAGCCUAAGACACUACAAAUCCAGAAAGGAACAUAACAUAUAUACCUCACACAAACAACAAAAGGGUGAGAUUCCUCUUCCUUCAUUCCUUCCUUCCGUUCAACCUGGUAUUCAGGCAGAUAUAAAGAAGCAGCAGGUGAGAUGGAUGAUGCGGAAGGUUCAAGAUAUUGGUGUUAUCAUUGUUGUGAGGUGGUGAAUCCAAUGAUGGAGAUGGAGGUGGAGAUGGAGUCGGAGGGAGGAGUAGAAUGCCCCAUAUGUGGGAAUGGCUUUGUCGAGGAAAUGGAACCUGCAACUGCCCCUCCUGCCAACCCCUUUGAUGAUUCUGAUCGUGCACUCGCUCUUUGGGCACCAAUCUUGCUUGGAAUGAUGAGCAGCAACGCCCGUCACAUGUUCAGGCGCUUGGAAUUGGAACACAACAAUAGCAGCAAUGGCGGGAAUAAUGAGAGUGAGGGCGAGGGGGAGGUAGAUCGUGAGCUGGAGUCUCUAAUUCGUACGAGGAGGAGCAUGGCCAGACUUGUGGAGCUGCUGCAAAGCAUUCGAGCUGGACUUUUAUCCGAGAAUUCUCAAGUUGAAAGAGGGAGGGAGCGAACGAUAGUGAUAAAUCCCUUCAACCAAACCAUCAUUGUUCAGGGCUCUUCUGAUUCCAAUCCCAAUCCCAAUCCCAACCCUCCUCCUCCUACUCCUCCUCCUCCGGGGAGCCAAGCUGUAGGCGCCUUGGGUAAUUACUUCAUUGGCCCUAGUUUAGAAAUGCUUCUGCAGCAUUUGGCCGAAAAUGAUCCAAACAGGUAUGGAACACCGCCAGCCCAGAAAGGGACCGUGGAGGCUCUGCCAAUGGUGAAGGUCGAGGACGAUGCAUCACAAUGUUCCGUUUGCUUGGAAGACUUUGAAAUCGAGGCCGAAGCUAAGGAGAUGCCGUGUAAGCACAGGUUCCACAGCGGCUGCAUCUUGCCGUGGCUUCAGCUACACAAUUCUUGUCCGGUCUGUAGGUACCAGCUGCCUCCUGAUGAACACAACAAUGCUGAGCAGCCUCAAGGCAGUAGUAGAAAUGCACCAAUUCCAUGGCCAAUUGGUACUCGACUUCUUUCAUCCUCAACCCCACCACCUUCCCAAUCUAACAAUGCUUAUGCCUUUUCCUCCUCAUCAGCAAAUGCUAGCCACACUACUCAUACACACGAUAAUUAAAUUUGAGCAAUUGUUACUUAUACCAUGGACCAGGAGGGUUCAAAAAUUAUGUGUCUGCAAUUAACACAUUAUGUGCUUACAAUCUCAAUAUCAUAUGAUAAUUACAGACACAUAACAUGAUAACUGAAAGUUAUUUUUGGACCA